AUGUCGGAAAAAUCAGCGCUGCCCGCCCCCCGGCCGAGAAAGUUCAUCAAGCGUCCCGAUGACUCGGCGAUGAAGGCUCAGGUGGCCCAGCUCCGCGACGAGAUCAAGCAGUUGGACGCGCAGACCGCCGAAUUGACCGCCCAGAUCAACAAGCUCCAGAUCGACCAGAAGGUCAAGGACCGCCAGCAGGAAUUGCGCAAGGAGAUCAAACUGUUGAUCAGCAAGCAAGGCACCGUCAAGCAGCAGCGCAACAAGAUCAACGACGAGAUCAAGCAGAUCGACACCCAGAUCAAGAAGCGCAUCGCCGAAAUCCAGGCGCAAACGCUGAAGAACCAGUUCAAGAACGUCGCCGAAAUCGACGCCAGAGUCAACUACUUGGACUCGCUCGUCGACGCCGGCAACUUGAAGCUCGCCGACGAGCGCCGCUACGUCAAGGAAAUGCUGCUGUUGCGCAAAUUGCGUAAGGACUUUGGCGGCAUCGAAAAGAUCCAGGCGUUGAUCGACGCCGACAAGGAAAAGAUCGCCGACCUCAAGCAGAAGUUGCUGCAGGUGCAAAACAAGGAGUUGAACGCUCAAUUUGACAAGGUCGACGCCGAGCUUAAGCAGAUCGAUCAGGACAACAAGGGCACUUUAACCAAGCGUAACGCGUUGUACGACAAGCGCGGCGCCCUCAAGAAGGAAAAGGACGCCAAGUACGAUGCUAUCCGCAAGGUGAGAGGCGAGUUUGACGACGAAAUGAAGAAGUUCAAGGCGGCGAUGGCCGACGAGAUCAAGCGCCGGGAAGAAGAAGACAAGGACCGCAUUGCUGCCGAAAAGCAAGCCAAGCUCAAGGCCAGGGCCGAGAGAGAGCUCGCCGAAGCGCUGACCCCGGCGUUCACCACCGAGAUCAACUCCAUCCACAACUUGUUGCUGUACUUUGACCCGCUGUACGUGAAGCCGGCGAAGAAGGACCCCUUGGGCAUCAACGGGUCGUUCGUCACCCAGACCUCGGUGCGUACCGUGGAAAUGCCCGCUGACGUGGUGGUGGUGAAAAAGGAACAAGAAGAGUUUGUCCCCUCGCUGAAGCUGAAGAAGGGCAAGCUGAAGCUGAAGAAGAACAAGAACUUCACCGUCGACCCCGACGUCAUCACCGAGUUGCUGGUGUUGCUGAUCCCCUUCCCCACCUCGGAGGAGCUGGUCGCCGACACCAUCAAGGUGUUGCAAGAAACGUUGACCGCCUUAGAAGACAAGCAAGAGGAACAGACUAAGAUCAACGUCGAGAAGGCCAAGGCGAGAAUCGCCGAGUUGGAAGCCAAGGGGGGUGACGACGACGACGAAGAAGAACAAGAAGAAGACGCCGCCGCUGAAGAAGCGUAG
Molecule: messenger RNA, 1356 nt
Organism: Diutina rugosa
Lineage: Eukaryota; Fungi; Ascomycota; Pichiomycetes; Serinales; Debaryomycetaceae
Gene: BFR1
Product: Bfr1p
Exons: 1
Coding region: 1-1356 (451 amino acids)
Biological process (GO): intracellular mRNA localization
Cellular component (GO): ribonucleoprotein complex; endoplasmic reticulum; nuclear outer membrane-endoplasmic reticulum membrane network
Molecular function (GO): mRNA binding
Source: RefSeq, a predicted model, not a curated record